This is a messenger RNA of Physella acuta, 2207 nucleotides long. Its product is annotated as neuroglian. The record is from RefSeq and is a predicted model, not a curated record. Gene Ontology annotation, molecular function: protein binding. Lineage: Eukaryota; Metazoa; Mollusca; Gastropoda; Physidae.
AUGAGCCUGCCUCAUUCACUGUUUGGUUUGCACUUGUAUGAGCCUCAUUCACUGUUUGGUUUGCCCUUGUAUGAGCCUCAUUCACUGUUUGGUUUGCCCUUGUAUGAGCCUCAUUCACUGUUUGGUUUGCCCUUGUAUGAGUCUCAUUCACGUUUUGCUGGUAAUGUGAGAAUCUCUGAACAGCUGCGGAAUGUGGUGGUGGAGGAGGGAGAGCGCGCCAAGUUCGUCUGCAAGGUCGACGUUCAUCACCUGGACGAGGAACGGCUCGCGGUCACGUGGAAGGUCAACGGUCAGUAUCUGAGUCCGGAAGAUUCCGGUCGACUCAUCCACAAGGAGGAAGGCUCAAGGUUUGCGCUCAUCAUCAAGAAAACCAAGUUGAGUGACACGGGGGUGUACUCGUGUAUUGCGUCAGUCGGUCUUGAUACGGACAUGUCCAGUGCUCACCUUCAAAUCAAAAGUGCUCCGGAUCCACCAAUCAACGUCAAGGUCACCAGUUGCCAUGGUAACUCGGCGGGUCUCUCGUGGGACGAGGGCAACAGCAACGGCGCCGAGAUACAGGGAUACACCAUACAGUUUAACACCUCCGACCACCCGGAUCUAUGGUAUGACUACGAUGAACAGUUCGACUCCAGCUUCAGGGCAGCCACGCUGCAGCUGUAUCCGUACGGCUCCUACAGCUUCCGUGUCAAAGCCCGGAACGCGAUGGGUUCCAGCAAGCCCAGCGCCACCCCCAGCCGGAUGUGCACCACGCCCCCUGACCGGCCCGACCGUAACCCUAGCAACGUGAGGACCCGGACCGACACGAAGAAAACACUGGUGGUCGAGUGGACACCCAUGAGCCGGUUAUACUUCCACGGGCCUCGAUUUCGAUACCAGGUCAAAUGGAGGUUAAAGGGCACGUUCACGUGGGACUCUGCUUACGUCACGGACCCCAACCAGGGGUUUCUGGACAUUGAAACCAAUGACGUGUACAACGUGUACGAGAUCCAGGUCAAGGCCGAGAAUUCGAUGGGGGAGGCGCAUCAGCCGGCGUUCAUCUACCUCGGGCACUCGGGGGAAUCUGAACCGCUGGUUGCACCGUCCAACUUUUCACUCAACCCCGAGUACCACAUAGAGCCCCACACAGCCCAUUUUAUCUGGGACGCCGUGGACACGGCCACGGAACAAAUCUGUGGAAAGUUCAAAGGUUAUAAGCUCCGCUACUGGAAGUCCAGUGAGGGCUGGAACAAGAAAAAAGAAGUCGAGAUCGUCAUCGGGGACGAACUCCGCACCCACGGGCCCCGCAUCAAGGUGGCGCUGUCCGACCUGCCAGCCUACACGGCACUCAGGGCCCAGGUGGCCGUCAUGAACGCCCACUACACGGGACCCUUUAGUGAGCUGCUAGACUUCUUUACACCUGAAGGAGUUCCGAGUGCUGUAAGAGACUUGAGAGUGCACGCAUUUGGCGUAGCUUACGUUUUGCUGAAAUGGAAGCCGCCCCAGCAUCCUAAUGGCAUUUUGCUUGGUUACGACAUUGCUUACCAGCAAGUGUCUGGACUAGAACUUGGGCCCAUUCGUCCACUUAUGCCCCACAUAAAUGACCCUUUAACGCUUGGGGCUCGGAUAACUGGCCUACAAUCUGGCCACAGAUACAGAUUUAUUGUAUGGGCUCGUACAAAACAGGGACGCGGUGAACCAAGUUUCAAUGAUAUGAUCACUGCUAAAGGACAAAUACCGAAUCCUCCUAAAGUACAAGUUUCAGAGUUAAGUAACUCAAGCGUCAACAUCACCUGGAUGUCAGACCAGGCAUCUAGAGAUGUAAAAUACCUGGUGGAGUACAGGCAAUCAGGCCAUCAAGACUGGCACAACACAGACUACGUGUACGACAAGUCCUGGCUGAUGCUGGACAAGUCCAAUGUUCCAGUGGCCGACCUGGAGGUGCGUCUGGUGGCCAGCAACAGGAUGGGUGACACGGCCACCAGCAAGACAAUAGCGGUGGCCAAAUCUUUGCACACAGCAAACAAAACAGACAAAAAGAAAGUUAAGAAUUCAAGCAGUGCAUGUUCAAGCAAUUUCCUUCUGGUUGCGCUUGCGCUGGUACCCUUCUCCCUCAGCAAUCUCGUCUUCCUGCGGUGACACUAUGUUGUGCCGUCACCUUCCUGCUGUGACACUACGUCAGUGUCACCUUCCUGUGGUGACACUCCAUAUGGUGUCACCUUCCUGUGGUG